CUCGUGUGCCCGCUGUGCCACGCACAGUACGAGCGCCCGUGCCUGCUGGACUGCUUCCACGACUUCUGCGCCGGCUGCCUGCGCGGCCGCGCCGCCGACGGCCGCCUCGCCUGCCCGCUGUGCCACUUCUCCGCAGACACCAGACGGUGGUGAAGGGCCCCAGUGGCCUCCCUCCAGUGGAUCGGCUGUUGCAGUUCCUGGUGGACAGCUCAGGGGAUGGCAUGGAGGUGGUGUGCUGUGCCAACUGCGACCUGGAGUGCAGCAAGCAGGCAGGGCGCCUGGGCAGGGGGCGGGGAGCCGAGGGUGUGCGGCUGCACGGCUCUGAUGCUGCAGUAUGCGCCCAACAUGUCCUCAGAGGACUACCCAUCAGUGGAUUCUCCAGCACCUCUCUAAGGCACCCUGGAUCCCAAAUGUGGGCCCCAUUUUACAGAUGGGGAGACUGGGGCCCAGAACAAGUGGCUUGAGCCAAUAGCCAGAUGGCGACAGAGGUUCAAGCCAUGUAAUUUGGGGAGCGCUUACUGGUCCCCAAUUCAGGGUGGAGUUGUGAACUGGCACAGGAAGGGCAGUCCAGUGCUGGUCCUUGAGGGUCCACUGUGCACAGCUGCCUACAGCCCAAGGGGAAGGGAGGACAGUGUGCUGGUGGGGAUCAGCAAUCUGCCCCUGAGUCUAGGAAAGCCAAGAAGCAGAGUCUGGGCUUUGGGCUGGGCUGUGAAGGGCACCUGGGACUCUGGCCUAUGGAGGCUGGCUGGGGUAUUCUGAGUCCUGGGAGGAUGGCCCUUUAGGAGCAAAAGCUCAAGGUGUGCUGGGCAAGUGCUGGGAUAUGUGUGACACAGAGUCACAGGUGACCUCCAGGAGGUAGGGAGAGCAGGGGAGAAAAUGGCCUUGAAUGCCAAAGUAAGAAGCUGGGGUCUGUGCUUUCAUAGCCCUUGCUGGGGUCAAUGCCACAGCUAUAGCCCAAGUCCUGGACUCAGCCCUGGGUCUGGCCUGGGGAAGGGAACCAGCAGGCCCUCGUUCCCUUUCCCCUCCCAGCCAAGUUUUGACUCCAGAUGGCCAAGGGGAGCACUGACAUUUGGUUACUAUUGAGGGUGCCAAGGGGGGCUUGAGAAAUCUUCACACACACACACACAUUUCUGUUGUAGGUAAAAUGUUUUGCCAAUGCAGUUUCUGCGCUGCCUCCACACCCACCCCGUGUAACCACCUCCCAAGCCCAUUCGGGGUUCUGCCCCUCCCUGGACCUACUUACCUACUCUUUGAACCUCGGUGUUCUCGUCUGUAAACUGGGUAUAUUAGAGCGCUGGGCGUCGGGAUUGCAUGAAAGGGCUGCAUUUGGCCACGUACCUUACCGGGCUGGGACCGAGGCGCGCAAUGACAUGCAGAGGCUGCAGUUUCCAAGCGGCCCCUGGGCGGGCUGAGCCCCAGGUCUGUCUGCAGGACGCAGAGACCACGUACUUCUGCAACACGUGCGGGCAGCCGCUGUGCGCGCGCUGCCGCGACGAGACACACCGGGCACGCAUGUUUGCGUGCCACGACAUCGUAGCACUGGGCCAGCGCAGCCGCGACGUGCUUCCGAAGUGCACGCUGCACGCCGAGCCCUACAUCAUGUUCUCCACGGACAAGAAGUCGCUGCUGUGCAUCUGCUGCUUCCGGGACAUGCAGGGGGAGAGCCGGGCCCACUGCGUGGACCUCGAGUCGGCGUACGUGCAGGGCUGCGAGCGGCUGGAGCAGGCGGUGCUGGCCGUGAAGGCCCUGCAGACGGCCACGCGGGAGGCCAUCGCGCUGCUGCAGGCCAUGGUGGAGGAGGUGCGCCGCAGCGCCGCCGAGGAGGAGGCUGCCAUCCAUGCCCUCUUCGGCAGCAUGCAGGACAAACUGGCAGAGAGGAAAGCGCUGCUGCUGCAGGCUGUGCAGAGCCAAUAUGAAGAGAAGGACAAGGCCUUCAAGGAGCAGCUCGCCCACUUGGCCACUCUGCUGCCCACCCUGCAGGUUCACCUGGUCAUCUGCUCUUCCUUUCUCAGCUUGGCCAACAAGGCCGAGUUCCUGGACCUGGGCUACGAGCUGAUGGAGAGGCUGCAGGGCGUCGUCACCCGGCCGCACCGCCUCCGGCCGGCGCAGAGCAGCAAGAUCGCCAGCGACCACCGCGCUGAGUUCGCGCGCUGCCUGGAGCCGCUGCUGCUGCUGGCACCGCACGGGGCGGCAGGUGCCGGGGGUGGCCCCCACACGCUAGCAGGGGGCUCAGGCCCCAAGGUGCUGAUGGGGCCCAGCUGCCCUUCCCCGGUGGGAAAGAUGUUGAAGUCGCCAGUCCAAAAGCCCACGCUGCACCGGUCCAUUAGCACCAAGGUGCUGCUGGCCGAGGGCGAGGAUACACCCUUCACGGAACACUGUCGCCACUAUGAGGACUCUUACCAGCCUGGAAGCCAUCCCUCUGAGUCCCUGGCAGUGGACACAGCCUGCAGGAACCACAGGUGCUCACACGGGCUCUCUGCACAGCGCCUGCAGACGGAGAUGCAGAACCUGAAGGACCAGGUGCAGGAGUUGCACCGGGACCUCACCAAGCACCACUCGCUCAUCAAGGCCGAGAUCAUGGGAGACAUCCUGCACAAGUCCCUGCAGGUGGAUGCGCAGAUCGCCUCGGAGUACACUUCCGUGGAGGGCAUGAGAGCGGUCUUCCAGGAGAUUUGGGAGGAAUCCUCCCAGCGGGUGGCGAACGAGCAGGAGAUUUAUGAAGCCCAGCUCCAUGACCUUCUCCAGCUGAAGCAGGAGAAUGCCUACCUGACCACCGUCACCAAGCAGAUCACGCCCUAUGUUCGUUCCAUCGCCAAGGUGAAGGAGCGGCUGGAGCCCAGGUUUCUGGCACCCGCGGAUGACCAGUCAGAGCAUCCACAAAACAUGUAUGAGGACAGCGUGAGCGGCGAUACCCAGGCCAGGAAUGAUCCGGUAAGUGUCACGGAAAAGAGGGAGAAGACCUCAGAGCCUAGAGCAAACAGCCGGACUCCGAACAGCCUCACAGAAGAGCCUCCACUGAAAAAUAAAGAUCCUCACAGACCCAAACCAAGAAGCGGGGGUGACGUCCCCACACGGAGAGAGCGCCCCACUUAGCAGAUAGGACUGGUCCCAGGGGGUUGGGCAUUUUACAACACAUACAUCACCACCACGACGUUUAAGAGGAGGUUGUUUCCAUCACCAUCAUGUGUUGAAAGGGGAGUCAUUUAUCAGCCCAGAAGCCCAGAAGCCCUCUGGCAGGCCCAAGUUCAGAUUCUUCAGCGUGGGCUAAGCUUCGUUUUCCCUGUGUCCACAUCCUGUGAAGUCUUGGUCCUCAUCACACUGACCUGGGACGCAGUGCCCGUCCACACGGAAAACGUGACAUGAGCGAACAUCCAGCCUCAAGCCCCUUGCUCACCCGGCGUCUCCCUAGUGCAGAGCGCCGGGUGGGCACGCUCCCGUCAGGCAGGGCGGGUCUGAGUCCCAGAAAACAAGACCCCAGCUCGGGGCGGCACCUGCCGUGCCUCCCAGCGAUCCAGCUUCCCCGAAUCACAGCCCCACUGUUAGCCGGGGCAUCGCUGGCAAGGUCCACCCAGUAAUCUGAGCACUGACUCGGCCAAAGGGAAAACCUUCGCUCCAGCUUUUCUCCCUUUCCGGCAAAGGCCGAGCGUGGAAAGCAGAGGAGCAGCGGCGCAGCGGCGGGCACGUGCAUGGCAGGAGACGGUGACCAUCGCCACUUCUCCACUGCUUUCCCAGACUGCCAUCCUCUCCUGUGCUCACCAUCUAUCGAGAGUAGAGCACGAUUCUGCAGCAACUUUUCUCUAGUUUUCCAUUCCUACACAGUAUCCUGUUUAUCGAGUGCAACUUAAUAAAUGCUGAAAAAGGAAAA
Equus caballus (horse) is the source of this 3865-nucleotide messenger RNA. The record is from RefSeq and is a predicted model, not a curated record. Lineage: Eukaryota; Metazoa; Chordata; Mammalia; Perissodactyla; Equidae.